AAUGCGAAUCGUUCGAGUAUUUGGGAUGCGAUGGUAAUUCGAAUAAUUUCGCCACCAGGCAAGAGUGCGAAGGAUAUUGUGGAGUCGGAGGUUGUGCAAACGGUGGUGUGCCUCUGCGUGAUAGCUCGGGAUCUAUCCAAACAUGCUCGGAGAAAGACCGGUGGCUGUCCGUCUACACACGAAUGCUAUGCCGUUAGUCUCGGACCUGAUACGGUAUCACACCGUUGCUGCCCUACAAAAUGUAGAUACUACUUCAACAUCGUCACCAAAAAAGUGUUCGCCCUUCGCCUUCAACGGUUAUGUCAGGGUUUGGGCGGUCAUGCGCUCGUGGGUCCCAUGCAUCGUCAUCCUGGAGCUCAGCGAGAAGAGACUGAAGGAGUGUUGGUUAGGUAG
Messenger RNA from Ostertagia ostertagi, 393 nucleotides. Lineage: Eukaryota; Metazoa; Nematoda; Chromadorea; Rhabditida; Trichostrongylidae. The record is from the annotation of a GenBank genome assembly.